This is a messenger RNA of Oenanthe melanoleuca, 1560 nucleotides long. RefSeq names its product cyclin dependent kinase 1 (gene CDK1). The transcript has 8 exons. The record is from RefSeq and is a predicted model, not a curated record. Gene Ontology annotation, cellular component: nucleus. Gene Ontology annotation, biological process: protein phosphorylation; G2/M transition of mitotic cell cycle; mitotic G2 DNA damage checkpoint signaling. Lineage: Eukaryota; Metazoa; Chordata; Aves; Passeriformes; Muscicapidae. Gene Ontology annotation, molecular function: ATP binding; cyclin-dependent protein serine/threonine kinase activity; RNA polymerase II CTD heptapeptide repeat kinase activity. The coding region runs from base 425 to 1333 and encodes 302 amino acids.
UGGGAUCGUGACCGGUCCGCCCAGCGGCGCCAUCCCAGGGUCCCCGUACCACCGGCUUAAGGCUGCGCGCGGCGACCCGCCCGCCCCGCCAGACUGCCUCCACUUGCGUCGUCCGUGAGCCACUGUGACAUCCGGUGUAUCCUCAGUUUGCAGUGCCCGGCCGUGCAGCAUUUCUCUAUUUUUUUUUCCCCCGGCGGAGCCGAAAGCCGCCCUUUGGGCCUCGCUUUGGCGCGGAGCGCGCUGAUUGGCCGCUUUGAACGGGCCCGGCGCGGCGCCAUUGGCGGAGCACGGCCGGGCGGCCGGUUCGAAUGCGCUGCGGCCCCGCCUCCGGCUCGCGCGGCGCUGCGGACGUGCCUGUGCAGCGACGGCGGCUCCGGCUCGUGCGGCGCGCGCGCGCAGCGGCUCCGCAGGGAUAACCACAGCAAUGGAUGAUUACACAAAAAUAGAGAAGAUUGGGGAAGGUACCUAUGGUGUUGUGUAUAAAGGUCGUCACAAAACCACAGGCCAAGUGGUUGCAAUGAAGAAAAUACGUCUAGAAAGUGAGGAGGAAGGUGUUCCAAGUACUGCUAUCCGAGAAAUUUCUUUAUUAAAAGAGCUGAAUCAUCCCAAUAUAGUCUGCCUUCAGGAUGUUCUCAUGCAGGAUUCAAGACUGUACCUCGUCUUUGAAUUCCUUUCCAUGGAUCUCAAGAAAUACUUGGAUAGCAUUCCAUCAGGCCAGUAUUUGGAGCGUUCACGUGUUAAGAGUUAUCUGUAUCAAAUUUUGCAAGGUAUUGUCUUCUGCCACUCAAGAAGAGUUCUGCACAGAGACUUGAAACCUCAGAAUCUCCUGAUAGAUGACAAGGGGGUGAUUAAACUGGCAGACUUCGGGUUGGCCCGAGCCUUUGGAAUUCCAGUGCGGGUCUACACUCAUGAAGUAGUGACGCUGUGGUACAGGUCUCCAGAGGUGUUGCUGGGAUCUGCUCGUUACUCUACUCCUGUAGAUAUCUGGAGCAUAGGAACCAUAUUUGCUGAGUUGGCAACUAAAAAGCCACUUUUCCAUGGGGAUUCAGAGAUUGACCAGAUCUUCAGAAUCUUCAGAGCUUUAGGGACCCCCAACAAUGAGGUAUGGCCUGAGGUGGAAUCCCUUCAAGACUAUAAAAACACAUUCCCAAAAUGGAAACCUGUCAGCCUUGAAACACAUGUCAAAAACUUGGAUAAAGAUGGACUUGAUCUGCUGGCUAAAAUGUUAAUUUAUGAUCCUGCAAAAAGAAUUUCUGGCAAAAUGGCCUUGAACCAUCCAUAUUUUGAUGACUUGGAUAAAUCCACUCUUCCUGCUAAUCUGAUUAAGAAAUAGACCUUUGGACUAAAUCAUCCAGGAUGAAAUAAUUGUGAUUACUUUUACUCUUAAGUCUGCAAUUUGUAUGUCUGUCUUUUUGCCCUUAAGAUUGGCUGUAUUCAGUUUGUUUUGAUUUAAGUGUUAUCUAAAUGUAAAUAUUAACCUGUUAGUGCUUAGUUCAAAUACAAUGCAAAUAUUGCUGCAAUUAAUGCAGUCAACUUUCUAUAAAUAAAGCUUUAACCCCA